This is a messenger RNA of Anolis carolinensis (green anole), 3601 nucleotides long. RefSeq names its product cytochrome P450 2J2. Gene Ontology annotation, molecular function: iron ion binding; heme binding; oxidoreductase activity, acting on paired donors, with incorporation or reduction of molecular oxygen, reduced flavin or flavoprotein as one donor, and incorporation of one atom of oxygen. Gene Ontology annotation, biological process: xenobiotic metabolic process. Lineage: Eukaryota; Metazoa; Chordata; Lepidosauria; Squamata; Anolidae. Bases 1738 to 3219 code for a protein of 493 amino acids. The transcript is spliced from 9 exons. The record is from RefSeq and is a predicted model, not a curated record. Gene Ontology annotation, cellular component: cytoplasm; intracellular membrane-bounded organelle.
UGUCUUUCUGUAUUUAUGCAUCCAUAGAUCAACUAGAGUAUGCUUUAUUUGAAAUUCUUUUCUGAAGUGAAUAAAUCGCUCUGAAAAGGUCUGAACAAACUUUUCAAUCACGCAAAUACAAUGCUUCCUCCCGGAAUGAGUUUUACUUUUCUUGUGCACUUGGCUUUUCUACACCAUCUCCAUCAAUGAAAUUCAGUUUCAUUAACUUUUUGUUCCUAUCUUCUGUCCCUUCAUACGACUCCUUGUUAACAUUGGAGGUGAGACAAAUAAUAAUAAUAGCUUUACUUUUACUUCGCCACUAUGUCUCAGAAAGGACUUGGGGCAGCUUACAGAAGCACAUAAAAGUGUCAUAACACAUAAAUAAAGGUAAAAUUAUACCGAAGAAGGAAGAAAGGGAGAAAUAUUAAAAAAGAGAAUAUUAAAAAAGGAAGAAAAGGCUAAGACCUCCAGAAGAUACCAGGAAGUCAAAAACAAAAUAUUUUUCACCCUCUUAUUUUUUACCUAUUUCCUACUUUUCUUACUUUUCUUUUCUUUUUAAUCUAUCACUUAAUCCUAAUAAGAACAUCAUCUACUUAUACAGUUUCUUAUAUUGUGUUAUCUAUCUACCUUAUAGUAUAAUAGCAAAUACUAUUUAAUAGCUAUAUAACAUAUUUUGGUAUUUUUUUUUCUUCCCUAUCAUUUCUAUUUUCUAUUACUCUAACUCUAGCUAUAUUUUAUUAUUGUAAUGAUAAAUCUUAAUAAAGACUAUUUUAGAAAAAUUACACCAACAUAUUAAACAAUGACAACAUCAUAGUACUAAAUUGCCAAUUAAAACGGAUAGUAUAGCAUCUCAGCCACAGCCCAAUUCAACCAUUAAAGUGCUAGCAUCAAUAUUAAAUAGUUUGAUCCUUAGAGUAGCAGGAAGUGAGAGGAAAUCUACUCCCAGGAAGGGAAAUUUAGUCCUGAAAAAAUUAUGAUGGGGUAAAAAUGUCUCCACUGAAGCUUUAUCACCAAUCCUUGUUUUCGCAGCAACUCCAAAUGUUCAAGAACCAAUUGUCAGAGAGACAGAAAGUGAUAUGAAACCUUCUGAACAGACAGCAAAACAAACGUUGCAGGGAUAUUAACAUUUCCCUAUGCUAUGCAGAACUACACUUAAAAACGUACCUGUUGUGACUUACAUCGAAAUUCAACUUAAGAACAAACCUACAUGACCUAUCUUGUUCAUCAUCGGGUAUUAGAAAUAUUUUGAUUGGAGACAUAUGUUUGAAGGUAGUGAGGAAAGGCAAAAUACUCCAAGACACUUGAAGAACUUUCCAUAGAUGUCUGAGAGUGUAAUGUAGCUACAUGGCAUAUAUAGCUGACAAGAUAUGGCAAAUUAAUUUGUAGGAUAUGUAUGUCACAUAAUUGAUGUUAUGUUAGUUGAGGGUUGGGUUAAAUAAUGACCUUUGAUAUUAACCUUCCCCUCAAUUAUUUGGGUGACACUUACAAAGCGAUUAACCGUGUUUGUUUACAUCUACAUUUGGUGCAAUAAUACCUAUCUGGAGGACCACAUUCCAGGGCUUCUUGAAUAAGGUGUCAGAAAGUAGAUUCCUCAGGGUGACUUAAAUAAGGAGUCCUAAGGAACAGAAUGCAUAAAAGGGUGCUGACAGACAAAAAGAGAGGUGACAGGUAGAAACAUCUCCCAAGAAAGCAGAACGGGAUAAUUUGAAGAUCAAUACACUUGUCUAAAGAGGUUCAUUGACGGAGGACAGCAGGAAAAUGUUGGGGAAACUUGUAUUUUUGAUUACUCUGAUUCCACGCCUGAUUCUGAGUUUUCUGAAGCAGUUCUGGUCUUGCAAACGCUACCCCCCGGGGCCUUUUCGGCUCCCUCUCGUUGGAGGUGUUUGGCGAUUUGGGAUAAAGCUUACCGAGGAUACGUUCAAGAAGAUGGCAAAACAAUAUGGAGACAUUUACAUGAUAUGGGUCGGGAAUUAUCCUGCUGUGGUGCUGUCUGGAUAUGAAGCCGUGAAAGAAGGGAUGAUUGACCAUUUAGAAGACUUUGCCGAGCGCCCAGUAUCACCCUUUCUUCAAUCUGUAGUUAAAAAAAGAGGGAUUGUAUUUUCAAACGGUCACACUUGGAAACAGCAGAGACGGUUUGGAGUAGUUACUAUGCGGAAGCUGGGACUGGGGAAGAAAGGCAUGGAGCAGCAAGUUGAAGAUGAGGCUCUUCGACUUAUAGAGGCUUUUGCAAAGACAAAAGGCCAGCCGUUUUCUCCUUUACUACCCGUUACAAACUCAGUCUGCAAUAUGAUAUGUUCUGUGGCUUUCGGAUCCCAGUUUUCCGUUGAAGACAAAGACUUUCUGGAACUGAUUGAAGCCAUUCGGAUUAGUUUAGAAUUUGGAGGCAGCUUUUUUCAUGGGCUCUGUGAAAUUUUUCCAGGUGUCAUGAAAUAUCUUCCAGGGCCUCACAAGAAAGCCAUAUCCUCCAUGAAUGUUAUUCUUUCAUAUGCAAGGAAGGAGGUGGAAAGACAUAAGGUGCAGGAGAACCAGCACGAGCCUCAAGAUAUCAUUGAUUACUAUCUGCUUCAAAUGGAUAAAAGCAAGGAAGACCCCACCUCGACCUAUAAUGAAGAUAACCUGGUCCAAUGUAUUUUUGACCUCUUCAUCGCAGGGACUGACACAACUGCUACUUCUCUGCAAUGGUCCCUGCUUCUCAUGGUAACUUAUCCAGAUAUUCAAGAAAAAAUCCAGAAGGAGAUAGAUGCCGUUUUGAAUCCCACUCAAUCAAUCAGCUAUCAAGAACGGAAGAAAAUGCCUUUCACCCAUGCUGUGAUCCAUGAGAUUCUUCGUACCAAAUUUGUCUUACUAUUUGGGAUCCCAAGGCAAUGUGCAAAGGAUGUGAAGAUGCGUGGAUUUUUCAUUCCCAAGGGGGCCUUCAUUGCUCCAGAUUUGCGCUCCGUUCUCUUUGAUCCUAAGCACUGGGAAACUCCCAAUAAAUUCAAUCCCUACCAUUUUUUGGACCAGGAAGGCAAUUUUGUGACAAGAGAAGCAUUUUUGCCAUUUGGAGCAGGAGCUCGGUCGUGUGUGGGUGAACAGAUGGCAAGGGUUGAGCUCUUCAUUUUCUUGACCAACUUAUUGAGGGCAUUCACUUUCCACCUGCCAAAAGGAGUGAAAAAACUCAAUCAAGAACCUAUAGUUGGCUUGACAAUGCAUCCCCGUCCUUACAAGAUUUGUGCUGUCCCCCGAUUGAGCACAACAUGAGCCAUAAAAACAAUGGUUCUGUACUUUCCUACCUCACUUCUUUUCAACUGACCCACCAUUCUGGUUUGUCUUGGUCAGUUCACUUGGUCUUUAAACUUUGCAACAUUAUCAGAACUUAAGAUAGAUCUGUGAUGGAUUUGGGUUCUAAAGCUGUAACCGCACACAGUUGCCUGGGAAUAGUUCAUACUGAGUACAGUGGGACCUACUUUUCAGCAAACCACCUUUGAGGAUUGUUUUGUUAAUCUACUGUGAUUAUCUUUAAAAAAUGUAUAUUUUUCCUGCUGUUAAUGCACAAAUGAUCAUGACAGUACUCUUUGUAUAAAGACUGUGCUUUUCUAAGAAAAAAGUAUUUUGUUGAAUAAAUACUGUGAUAUUUUCCUCA